UUUUCCCGCCCUUCGACGCCCCCAAAACAUCGCGAUUAUGGCUCCCAAAUCUGAUAGUGCCGAAGCAAUCGUGCUCAACUUCGUCAAUGAGCAAAACAGGCCGUUGAAUUCUCAAAAUGUGGCCGAUUCGCUGCAAAAGUUCAACCUCAAGAAGGCGUCAAUCCAGAAAGCUCUGGAUAAUCUUGCUGAUAGCGGGCGGAUUUCGUUCAAGGAAUACGGAAAGCAGAAGAUAUACCUUGCUAGGCAGGACCAGUUCGACAUCCCAAAUGGCGAAGAGCUUAACAAGAUGAAGGAAGAAAAUGCGAAUUUGCAGGAACAGCUUCAAGAACAAAAGAAAGGAAUUAGCGAGGUUGAAGGAGAAAUAAAGGUUUUGCAGUCAAAUUUAACGCUGGAACAGAUGCGUGAAAAGGAAGCCAAACUAAGAAUGGAGGUCAAGGAAAUGGAGAGAAAGCUGGAGAAAUUGUGUGGUGGAGUUACGUUGGUGAAGCCAGAAGAUCGCAAGGUGGUUGAACAGAUGUGUGCAGAGAAAAUAGGUCAGUGGAGAAAGCGCAAAAGGAUGUUCAAAGAUCUCUGGGAUGCUAUCACUGAGAACUCGCCGAAGGAUCUCAAGGAAUUCAAGGAAGAACUUGGGUUUGAAUAUGAUGAAGAUGUUGGUGUAAGCUUGCCGUCAUUUUGUGACCUGCUGCAAAACGGUAAUAAGCGGCCAAGAGUUCGGUGAAUUUCUGUGAUGAAGUCUAUCUUAACUGAGUAUUUGAGAAGAUAGUUUCCUUGCUAUUUGACGGCAGGAUAACUUUUUGAGGAGAAAGAAGUUUCUUGAUGCUCUCAAAUUGUUUAUCCAUCUUUUGUAUCCCCCAAAUUUGUUUGACCAAUUUAUG
Morus notabilis is the source of this 875-nucleotide messenger RNA. RefSeq names its product homologous-pairing protein 2 homolog. The transcript is spliced from 6 exons. Gene Ontology annotation, biological process: meiotic joint molecule formation; meiotic strand invasion involved in reciprocal meiotic recombination; homologous chromosome pairing at meiosis. The record is from RefSeq and is a predicted model, not a curated record. Bases 38 to 718 code for a protein of 226 amino acids. Lineage: Eukaryota; Viridiplantae; Streptophyta; Magnoliopsida; Rosales; Moraceae. Gene Ontology annotation, molecular function: recombinase activator activity; double-stranded DNA binding. Gene Ontology annotation, cellular component: condensed nuclear chromosome; DNA recombinase auxiliary factor complex.